AAAUGAAGAACAAAAGAGGGGAAGAUUCCACAUAGAAAACAUAAAUGAAAUAACAGGUCCCCUUCCCAUGGCCAAAAGAUUCAUGCCCACAUUCUCAAAAUUGGAUUUUCACCCGACACCAACAUUUCCAUCAAAUUCCUCAUUCUCAACAUACAAUCUGGCUGUUUAUCCUAUGCCCGAAAGAUAUUCGAUCAAAUGCCCAAACCAACCGUCUCCUCCUAUAAUUCAAUGAUUGCAGCCUACCUCAAACAAGGUCAAGCUGGAGGAUCUCUGAAUUUGAUCCGCAAACUCACUCCCUCAAAUGAAAAACCAGAUGGGUUCACGUUUUCCUUGAUUUUGAAACUGCCUACAACAGCUACGUGUGAUGUAAUGUUGUCUUGUGAUAUUGGGAAGUGCACUUAUACAUGUACUCAAAAUGUGGGAGAACUGAGGAAGCACGGAGAAUUUUCAACUAUAUGCCAGAAAAGAAUGGCCUUUCAUGGACUUCCAUGAUUGAUGGGUAUGGGAAGAAUGGAAAUCCUACAGAAGCACUUGAGCUCUUCAACAAAAUGCAAAUAGAUUAUGAAAUUAAACCCAAUUAUGUUACAGAAGAAGAAGAAGGAGGAAAGGAAGAAGAGCUGGGGAAGUGGGUUCGGUUAGGAGGUUUGGAAGACGAUGCGGACGACGACAGUGCAGUCAUAGGCGACGGUGGAAGGCUGUGCUUGAACGGCCGCGACGGGAUCACCCUUCCUUUGAGUAGGGAGUGGAAGAACAGGAGAAGAUGAGAAGA
Molecule: messenger RNA, 769 nt
Organism: Macadamia integrifolia
Lineage: Eukaryota; Viridiplantae; Streptophyta; Magnoliopsida; Proteales; Proteaceae
Product: pentatricopeptide repeat-containing protein At1g28690, mitochondrial-like
Exons: 2
Coding region: 405-764 (119 amino acids)
Biological process (GO): RNA modification
Molecular function (GO): protein binding; RNA binding
Source: RefSeq, a predicted model, not a curated record